AAGUAUUUGCCAACUCUCAAUCGCAAUUCAAUCGGCAAUCGCUAGUGUGAUUUGGCCUUUAGACUUACUACACCUAUUGUAGAUCCGAACUAAUCGAAAAGUCAGGCGUUCUUCUAUUUUUCGCAUAGAAUGAUUCAACAAUAUUUCCAAUAAGAGUGCGAUCCAGUAGAUGCUGCAACCUCUUUGAAAUGCCCAAAGAAAAGCCAUGAUUGGUCUAUACGACGCUUCGAAGUAUUUGCAGCGUCUAAUAGAUCGCACCCUAAAUCACAGAUAAAUCCUGGAAAGGGAAAGAGAAGUCACUUGUGAAGUGCACUUUUUACACGUUUUUUUGUAGUAGCUUUGUUCUCAAACACUACAGAUCUAUGUUUGCUCUUUAGAGGAAGGAAGAGAAAAUAGGACAUAGUGUAAAGAGUGCAACCGGCGAAUGCAUUUCACACAAUUCCAGCGGGAAUAGGUGAGCUACCCUCUUCUUUGUUUAUGCGUGUAACGGAAAAACGAUAGGUAGCGAAAGUCGACUUUUUGAACUGUUACGCGUCAUCGAAGCUCCUCUUUGAAUCUGCAGUAAUUCAUAUAACAUCCAUAACGUUGUGAUCUAAUGGUGUCAACAAUCAUAAUUUGAUCUCGAAGUUCGAUUCCAAUUUUUCCCGUAACAAUACGUAAAAACACUUCACCGAUACGUGAUAACUACUCGCGUUAGCUGAAGUAUAUGCAAUACGAUAGAUAUAGUAUGAUAAAGUGUUCAGGAUAACUGUUGGUAAACUAUUGAUAAAACCGUAUUCUCCAAAAUACCUGUUAACCGUUUUGAGUUGAUACCCGAUCGAAAGCGAUUAUGCCUCGCCAGAAAAGAAUGGCUAGCGAAGAUGCGCCGGUGAAUCCUCGCACGAAAAGAUUAAAACGAGCGGAUGCAGAUUCGCCGAAGUUAAACGACGAGGCUCCAGCAGAUCUGGAUGCUGAACGGAAUGCAGAAGAGAAUGGAGACACAGUUGCACAUACAAUCUCGGAGUCCAUCGCCGAGAAACUUUUGUCGAUUGAGAAACAGCUCAGCGCCGAGGUGCAACGUAUCACCUUUCAAUCGGUGGUGCGAUACAUUUACAAUCCGCUCGAGUACGCGUUUGACCCGCACGCCAUGUAUGUACGUAAAUAUUGCAACGGCCCAAAGAAGGUCAUCUUCCUCGGGAUAAAUCCCGGGCCUUGGGGCAUGUCGCAAACCGGCGUGCCGUUUGGAGAAGUUACCAUGGUGCGCGACUGGCUUAAGAUUUCUGGCUCUGUCGGCACUCCACCGAAAGAACAUCCCGAUCGGAAGAUCACAGGAUUCCAAUGUAGGCGUAGCGAGCCCAGUGGACGAAGACUGUGGGGUCUCUUUAAGAAACUGUGCGGCAGUCCUGAGAACUUCUUUCAAAACGCAUAUGUGCACAAUUAUUGCCCCCUUGCAUUCUUAAAUGACAGAGCCUGCAACGUCACGCCGGCAGAAUUAAAGGGUGAGGGAAUACAGCUUUUGCACAGGAUAUGCGACAAGGCCUUGGUGGACGUUGUGAGGCUCUUGAAUGCGGAGUUUAUCGUUGGCAUUGGCAAGUAUGCUGAAACAAGGGCACAGUUAGCUCUCAAAACAAGGAAUCUUAAUGUUAAGGUGAUGUACUUGCCACAUCCCAGCCCAAGAGCUGCAGGCAACACAAACUGGGAUGAGAAAGCUAUGCAACAGUUGAACGAGUUGAAAUUGGAGAAGUUUUUCGAAACUGUGAAUAUUUAAAACGUGCGCAGUGUGUAAUUGCAAAGUGUGUUCAAGAUGCGCACGAUAUACGACGACCACUUAAAGACAUACAUUUUCAAAAUUGGUAUUUAUUUCCUUACGACGAUACCUCUGUAAUUUUUUUUUUUACAAGGAUCAACAUACUUUUUCGUGAAGUGAGACGUCAGAAGUCUCGUAUGAUUGUUUUUCACGAGUUCGUAAUUCGUUAAAUCGCGAAUUAGCACUCUGUAACACGGAAAAAAAUAAAUUAAGUUACAUCAUCA
Molecule: messenger RNA, 2010 nt
Organism: Dinoponera quadriceps
Lineage: Eukaryota; Metazoa; Arthropoda; Insecta; Hymenoptera; Formicidae
Gene: Smug
Product: single-strand selective monofunctional uracil DNA glycosylase
Exons: 3
Coding region: 830-1747 (305 amino acids)
Biological process (GO): base-excision repair
Molecular function (GO): oxidized pyrimidine nucleobase lesion DNA N-glycosylase activity; single-strand selective uracil DNA N-glycosylase activity
Source: RefSeq, a predicted model, not a curated record